AUAAUGUGUGUGGAUGGGAUGAGGUGCCGGGGGACAGCAGGAAGUGUCUACAGACGGUGAGGUGAUUUACUGGAUGGCAGCAGGAGGAAGGCUGCAUGUGUAUGAACUAGUCAGGUGUUAUGGCGACUACCAGGCUGAGAAAUGAUACGUACAGCGACUACAGCUCGACGGAGGUCAGUCCCAGCGAGGAGAACUCCCCGGGAGCCAGCAACAGCUUUGUCCCAAGAUCCAGGCAGUACGAACGCCUCGACGACCACCAUUCCAGCAGCACGACAUGGUUCCAGACCUUGAUACACUUACUAAAAGGGAACAUUGGAACAGGGCUCCUGGGCCUGCCAUUGGCUGUGAAGAAUGCAGGGAUUGUGUUGGGGCCCCUCAGCUUAGUAGUAAUGGGGAUCAUUGCUGUGCACUGCAUGGACCUCCUGGUUAAGUGUGCCAAUCACUUCUGCCAAAGGGAUCAGAGACCAUUUGUGGACUAUGGAGACGCAGUGAUGUAUGGCAUGGAGUCCACCCCAAGUCAGUGGCUGCGGACACAUUCCAUCUGGGGAAGGAGGAUGGUUGGCUUCUUCUUGAUCCUCACACAGCUUGGAUUCUGCUGUGUCUACUUUGUGUUUCUGGCUGACAAUAUAAAACAGGUGGUGGAAGCAGCCAACUGCACCACCAACGACUGCAGCUCCAAUAAGACCAUCGUCCUAACCGAGAGCAUGGAUUCCAGACUCUACAUACUCUCCUUCCUCCCUUUCCUCAUCUUGCUAGUCUUUAUCCGAAACCUCCGAUACCUGUCCAUCUUCUCUCUGCUUGCAAAUGUGGCCAUGCUGGGCAGCGUCGUCAUGAUCUACCUGUACAUCGGGCAGGAUAUACCAGAUCCGACACAUCUGUCAUAUGCAUCCAGCUGGAGGUCGUACCCCCUCUUCUUCGGCACCGCGAUAUUUGCUUUUGAGGGAAUUGGCGUGAUUCUUCCAUUGGAGAAUAAGAUGAAGAUCCCACAUCAGUUCCCUGUGGUAUUAUAUGUGGGAAUGGCUAUAGUCACUGCCCUGUACAUCAGUAUGGGCACUCUUGGAUACCUGCGCUUUGGAUCGGAUAUAAUGUCCUCUAUAACUCUAAAUUUACCUAAUUGUUGGCUUUACCAAUCUGUGAAACUUCUCUAUUCGUUUGGGAUAUUCAUCACCUUCGCCCUACAGUUUUACGUCGCUGCAGAAAUCAUAGUACCAGCUGUCAUAACCUCAAGAGUUCAAGGCCGUUGUGUGCUGUUUCUGGAUUUAACAACAAGGGCCCUGUUGGUCUGUGUCACGUGUGUCCUUGCUGUUCUUAUUCCUCGGCUGGACUUGAUCAUCACGCUUGUAGGGUCGGUUAGCAGCAGCGCUUUGGCUCUGAUCAUCCCUCCUCUACUGGAGAUUUUCACUUACUAUUCUGAAGGUCUCAGUCGGUGGAUUAUCGCCAAGGACAUCCUGAUCAGUCUGGUGGGGUUCUUGGGCUUCGUGUUCGGGACGUACGUAACUCUGUGGGAGUUGCUGACACCAGAUUCCUUGCCAAGCCAAAAUAUUACUGCUGUGUUUGCGGUACAAUGAGAAACCAGUCGAGUUUGUAGUGUUAUUUUACAUUAUCGGUGCAU
Molecule: messenger RNA, 1612 nt
Organism: Spea bombifrons (plains spadefoot toad)
Lineage: Eukaryota; Metazoa; Chordata; Amphibia; Anura; Pelobatidae
Product: proton-coupled amino acid transporter 1-like
Exons: 11
Coding region: 120-1568 (482 amino acids)
Biological process (GO): proton transmembrane transport; L-alanine transport; proline transmembrane transport
Cellular component (GO): vacuolar membrane
Molecular function (GO): amino acid:proton symporter activity; L-proline transmembrane transporter activity; L-alanine transmembrane transporter activity
Source: RefSeq, a predicted model, not a curated record